This is a messenger RNA of Trichoplax adhaerens, 1476 nucleotides long. RefSeq lists its product as uncharacterized. The coding region runs from base 1 to 1476 and encodes 491 amino acids. Gene Ontology annotation, biological process: establishment of planar polarity; multicellular organism development; Wnt signaling pathway, planar cell polarity pathway. NCBI's taxonomy places the organism in Eukaryota, Metazoa, Placozoa, Uniplacotomia, Trichoplacea, Trichoplacidae. The record is from RefSeq and is a predicted model, not a curated record. Gene Ontology annotation, cellular component: plasma membrane. The transcript has a single exon.
AUGUCAAGUCAAGAUGGUGAAGAUGUUGUUGAAGUCCAUGUUAUCCGUCAGGAUGAAAACUGGGGUGUUGGUCCAAGUGGUCGCGCUACUUCAAUAGCUACAUCGGAUAGAUCAGCAGGUAUGGGCAAUGUAACUUUUCGCCGAGAUCAUGAUGACGAUGACGAUGAAAACCCUGCACCUUGGAAUUCAUUGCUUUCAAUUGGGGUUCCUAUUGCCGUGGGUACUUUAGCUUUAUUGACGCCUCUUAUUUUCAUUUUACUCCCUUUCAUGAUGGGAACAACAUGGCAACUUUCGAAUUGUGGUAAUUAUUGUAACGGCUCAUAUUUAACUCUAGCUAUCAAAGAGAUUAUCCUUCUAAUUGGCAUAUGGGCGUUGUAUAGUAGACACCAUUCUCAUUAUACAUUACCACGUCUAAUAAGCUACAAGCUAUUUGUAUUAUCGUUAGUUUUGAUGGUGACCAUCUGUUAUUGGAUUUACUAUGUUGUCGCUGUCAUUAUACCCAAGUCUUCCGAUUAUGCAUCUAUUGUCGAUCUCGCCGUCUCUUUAGUUGAUAUCUUUCUUUUCCUUCAUUAUAUUUCGUUAAUAUUGUUGGAAAUUCGUCAGCAACGGAAUCAUACACAAUUCAUACUUAAGGUUGUUCGCGAUCCUGACGGUCAGCAACAAUAUUAUCAUCUCCACCGUACCAGCAUUCAAUUAGCAGCGUUGACUAUAUUGCAAUAUUAUUAUCGUGAUUUUACUGCAUAUAAUUCGGCUAUGGAGAAAAUGCUUGAACGCUAUGUUGGCCGUAGUCAAACAGCAUUAACAUUAUAUGAUAUUGACGGCCGUUCCGGAGACGUCGAAGCGAUGAGUACCCGCUCGCGUUCAGUUAUUACGGCUUCGACCAAACGAGGUGCAGGUAGUGCUAUUAACGGUAAUCGCAAUGAUAGGUAUCACAAUGAAACUGAAUUUUAUAAAAGAAUUGAUAAAAGACGAGCUCGACUAAUUGCUGCAGCUGAAGAAGCCUUUGAACAUAUUAAUCGUUUACGCCAAGAUGAGCAAGACAGGAGUGGACCACCAAUGAACCCAGAUGAUGUUGCUCAUGCAAUAUUUCCGUGUAUGGCGCGUCAAUUACAAAAAUAUUUAAGAGCCACUAAGCAACAAACAUGGUAUAAAAUCGACUCUAUCUUGAGGCAUCUAUCACAUUGUGUAGCUUUAGGUGCAACUUCAAAAACUUUUUUGCAGCGCUAUUUAACAACUCGACACUGUGCGAUCCCAUUAGAAGAUGAUGAUCGUAAUAAACCACAUCAUUGGUCUUUAGAGUCGGAAUUACCUGCACAUAAAUCACUCCAUGAAGGAGCUUGGUUCGUCUUGAAACGAAAUGAGGUCUCAUUAAUUGUUAGUGUAGUUAGAUUGCCUCAAUAUAAUAUAACUGAACAUACACUUGAUCAUACUGGUAGAAGAAUUCGUUUGAAUCCUAAUCCUGAAACAUCAGUUUAG